Molecule: messenger RNA, 2872 nt
Organism: Styela clava
Lineage: Eukaryota; Metazoa; Chordata; Ascidiacea; Stolidobranchia; Styelidae
Source: RefSeq, a predicted model, not a curated record
UCAAGGAAGUCGAUGCUCGAUGAUUAAUACAUUCACAUAUUAUAAUAGCUAUCAACACAAGGGUAACGUACUUAACACACCAAAGCGAGUCUACUGAUUUUGUGGAAGUUAUCGGUGGUAAGCAUGUACAUGAUGAUGGCAAAAAUUACAUUGGUAUUGACUACAUUAUUUCUUCUAAUCGGCCAAAAAGGCUACCUAACUCGCGGACAAAAUAUCUGCUCAGAAAAUGGAACAUCAGUCGUGAUUAAUGACACUCAAGGAACAAUACAUGUCCCGAGCGUGGAAAAACCUGAGAACGAUCAAACAAAUAAACCUUGUUAUUGGCGGUUUGAGCCUGGUACUAAAACGUUUGGUGUUGAGCUGUCUGUGAAUAUAAAAGAAGACAAUCAAGAGAUAGUCGAAAUAGAUCUCAUAGAUCAAAAGUAUAGAAAAGCUUCAUGCACAGAGGACGGAGGCUAUUGCUUAGAGUUUUACGAAUAUGAAGACAACACAUAUUAUGGUACUUGCAUUGAUAAAUGGUGGUGGCUGCGAGAAUACUGUCGCGUGAAUGAAACGUCGGAAAACUUGUUGAAAUGUAUUCCAUGUGCGGGUAGUGGUUCAACGAGACUUGAACAUGAAAAAACAUACUGUUAUGACAAUUGUGGAGCAGACUUCAUGCCGAGUAAUAAUUGUAAUGAGCACCCAAACAGAAAGGUUGAUGCGUAUAUUAAUUACAGCAACCCUAAGUUGAACAAAUCAUUUAAUAUAACGUACAAAAUAUUACCGUGCAAAGGAAAUGAAUCUCAUGUAUCAGCAGGAAAAGAAUCAGAAUGUUUCAGUAAAGAAGAUAAAGGUGCAAGUUACCGUGGAAAGAUUGCAGUAACAAAGUUUAGUAUAGAGUGUCAGCGAUGGGAUGAUCAGUUUCCCCACGAACAUUCAAGAACUGCAGAAAAGUAUCCUUUUUCUGGACUGGAUGAUAAUUUUUGCCGAAACCCCGACGGAGAGGAUGGCCCGUGGUGUUAUACAACAAACGAUGGAGAACGAUGGCAAUAUUGUAACGUUCCUGAUUGCAGCUUAACUACAACCGCUGCGAAAACUACCAUUCACACAACGAUAACACAAGAGACUACGGUUCAUGAAAAAAUAACUUCGUUGACUCAAGAAACAAUUUCUGUUCAUUCAACAGAAACGGCGAGUUCACAGAGAGCAGCUACGCCACCUACCGGAUUCGCAGAAGCCAGCGACGCGGGAAAGCAAACAGGGGAUAAAACACUAGCCAUCGUCUUACCAAUCACUGGGGCAAUACUGAUUAUUUUAAUCAUUUUACUGGCAGUUAUUGUGAUUAAACGAAGGAGACAUCUGAAUGCAUCAUCGAGUGCAAAGACGACGGUUAACAACGCGUAUGAACAAACUAAUUUCGAUCAAGCAGAAACAAGUCCAGAAAUGAUUGAUAAUAUAUUGUAUGAUUCACAACAACAGAAUGAAAAAAUAGAAGUUGAAAAUGAAUUGUAUGGAAGUGCGUGAACAUUCUCGCCCGUGUGCAUAAGAAUUUUUAGUGAACAUUUGAUCUGUGAGUGUCGCGAUCAAGUCAGAUAUUUAGCAAACUUGAUUAAAAGAUGAACAUGAAUGAAGCAUGAAAAACUGCAUAAUCUUCUGUCCAAAUAUUUCAUUUAUUCGAACCAAGAACAUAUCAUGUAUUUUGACUCGUUUGUCCACUUUGACUACUUGUCCUGCUUUUAAAGAAAACUGCUAUAAGGUUGUGUGAUCAUUUAGACCAGAGGUGUGCAACCAUUAAAACAGGAUGGCCAGAUACAAUUAACAUAGGUAUUCUAGUAGUUACAAGCACAAAAAUUUUGGUUAUUGAUCACUUGACAUGCGUUGUUCGCUUUUCACGAGCUAGCUUUUGGGGGAUUGUAACAUUCGUCAUAGGCCUAAAAAAUAAAUUGGAAUUACUCGUAGUAUCAGUUUAAUCUAUAUAAAACCUAGUUUCGCGGGCCACACACCAUUCAAAAUUGGCACUUCUACGCAGGCCGCACAAUUUUCCCUUAUGGGCUGCAUUUGGCCCGCGGGCCGCAGGUUGCACACCCCUGAUUUAGACUCUCGUGGCAUUGUCUAUUGAACAAAUUUUAAAACAAAUAAUAUUGUUGAUUCGAUCAUGUGUAAUAUAAAUUCACGUUUCGUCAUGUUUACUCUUUCAAUAUUUGUAAGAUUUUUAAUUUGUUUAUUUAUUCUAUUACUAUGCAAGAGCAGAAGUUUUUCGUAACCAUGAUAAUCUAUAUAUGCUAAAAGUAAUAAGCAUUAAUGGGUUUCCAUAUAAUCACAUUCACUAGCAGGAAAUGAAGUUAGAAAAUGUUUUAUCCAACCUCCAACCACAAUUUAAUUGCACUUGUUGGAACUACGAAACCACCAGUGCCGGAUUUACCAUGAUGUAGGGUAGGCUGAAGCCUAUGGGGUCUCGACAUUCAAUUUUGAACUUUAAUUCAAUUUAAGUAGUUUUUCAAUCCUUAAUUCUUGUUCCAAAAUAAAAAUCGGUUUGAAUUAUGAAACUGAUAUUUGUUUGAUGUUUUAAUCAGAUUAAUAAUUCUUUUUCCUUACUAUUUACCGCUUUUCAGAUCAAAUCCUCAAAUACGGUCGUACAAAUGAAUUUGAAAAACUCCACUUCCUUAGUCCUAAAAAAUAAAAUAUGUUAAUGUCAAUUAUGGUAUCUGUUUUACCGUUAUAAUGCCUUCAUAUUAUUUUUUUAACGGCAAGAAAAUGUCAAUAUAUAUCUACACAAAUUCAUUUCAUCAACAACGAAUCAAAGAAGGUUCAUAUUGUUUACGAUUUCAGAUCAUUUUAGUCGUAAACCAGAUUAUUUCAAAAAUGGAAUAAAAAUUUUAUUUAUCAGUUUUUA